Molecule: messenger RNA, 1335 nt
Organism: Vicia faba (fava bean)
Lineage: Eukaryota; Viridiplantae; Streptophyta; Magnoliopsida; Fabales; Fabaceae
Source: the annotation of a GenBank genome assembly
AUGAUGAAAAUCCACCUCAUAUGGUUCUUUUCCAUUCAAAUUUUGCUGCAUGUUUCAUCCUCAAGCAGUGGAAAAGUUCCAGCUCUAAUAGUUUUUGGAGACUCAUCUGUUGAUUCUGGUAACAACAAUUUCAUUCCAACAAUAGCAAGAAGCAACUUUGAACCUUAUGGUAGAGAUUUUCCUAAUGGAAAUCCAACUGGUAGAUUCUCAAAUGGUAGAUUAGCUCCUGAUUUCAUCUCCGAGGCGUUUGGACUUAAGCCAAUUGUUCCUGCUUAUUUGGAUCAUUCUUAUGACAUUACUGAUUUUGCUACUGGUGUUUGUUUUGCCUCUGCUGGUACUGGAUUUGAUAACAUUACUGCAAGUGUUGCCGAUGUGAUACCUUUAUGGAAAGAAGUUGAGUAUUACAAAGAAUAUCAAAACAGAUUAAGAGCAAAAUUUGGAAACAAGAAAGCUAAUGAAAUAAUAAACGAGUCUUUAUAUUUGAUUAGCAUAGGAACAAAUGAUUUUCUUGAAAAUUAUUACCAACGUCUUGAAAGGAGGUUGCAAUUUAGUGUUCAAGAAUAUGAGGAUUUUUUAAUUGGACUUGCUGAAAAUUUUCUAAGGGAAAUUUAUGACCUUGGAGCAAGGAAAAUUUCUAUGACAGGGUUGAUUCCUAUGGGGUGUCUGCCACUAGAGAGGGCAAUAAAUAUUUUGGGCCAUCAUGGUUGUAAGGAUUUAUACAGGGAAAUCUGCCUUGGAGAUGGUGGAUAUGUUGUAUGUUAUGAGAUGGCAGAGAUUGAAAAUAAACUUGGAUUGGGACGGGAUUCAUUGAUUGCUCUCUCUUUGCUUCUCGGCAGUGACUAUCAUCAAGGAGUUCAUGGUUUAGGUCCGGAGUUAGCUUGUCAGAUAGUAAAAUCAAUUGGGGAGAAAGAUGUUCUAAAAAAAUUUGCUUCUGAAGGACUUGGAUGGGUGAAAAAAAGAAAAGGAGCUAAAAAUAAUAUAGGAAAGGACGAUACCAUUUUACAAGUGAUUGAUGCUUAUUUGAAGCCAAAAUGCCACUCAGCUGAUUCAGACUUUGUGCUCAAGGCUCAUUCUCAGUAUCCAUUUCAACGUACUAAGCUCCAUCAUAUAUGCGCUGUAUACUUCGAAUGGCCUUCGGAGAGAACAGAUGGAUAUAUCCUUCCAUGUAUAGUCGAAAGGGAUUUACGACGAUUUGCCAAUUUGCGAUCAACUUCGUUUGAACUUGGGUUGAACCUUCCUUUACAUGAGGGAUUGGAAUCACCCGCUGAUGGUAGACGUUCAUCUGAGUCUAGCUAUCGUAUUGGAGAUAAUGGAACUUCAGGGGGGACAAAUUAG